UGGAGAGAAUAGUGUGAUAUUCCGCUGCGCUGGAGACACGGCCGGACAUAAGAGCCGCGUGGAGAAGAAGCUUGUUUUUGCAUGCAGUAGUCUACGUCUAAUUUGGAUACCACAAAGGAGGGAGUUCCAACGCAACAAGUGGAGUUUGGCGCACUGAGGACAAAAAUACCGUGUUUCUCGUCGAUGGAAGAGCCAAAGGAGGCGAGCAGCGGCCGAGACUCGACGGAGGACGAGAGCAUGUCGCUGUCCCCGAACCUGCCCUCUCCCCCGCGGCUGCUGCCGCACCAGGCCGCGCAGCAGGCCCACAGAACCACAAACUUCUUCAUCGACAACAUCCUCCGGCCGGACUUCGGCUGCAGAAAAGAGCCAAACUACCGCGAGAGGGGCCAGGCGGGCCGGGACUCCGCCAGCCUGUGUCUGGACUCCAACUGCAGCAGCGACAGCAGCUCGUCCUCGCCCUCGUCCUCCUCCUCCACGUCGUCUUCGCCUUUGUCCAAACAGAACUCGUCUAAACCGGGAGAGGCGCAGAGUAACGGGACUCGCUUCUCGGACAACUCGUCUCCGGUUUUGGUUGUGAGCGGCAACAGCGCAGCCUCUCCGCCGCUUCUAAAGGACCAGAACCAGCUGCUGUGGCCCGCGUGGGUCUACUGCACGCGCUACUCGGAUCGGCCCUCAUCUGGCCCGAGGACACGCAAACUUAAGAAGAAAAAGAACGGGAAGGAGGACAAGCGACCCCGGACAGCGUUCACGGCCGAGCAACUGCAGAGACUCAAAACCGAAUUCCAGGCCAACCGCUACAUCACGGAGCAGCGGCGGCAGUCUUUGGCGCAGGAACUCAGCCUGAACGAGUCGCAAAUCAAAAUCUGGUUCCAGAACAAGCGGGCCAAAAUCAAAAAGGCCACGGGGUACAAGAACGGGCUGGCGCUGCAGCUGAUGGCGCAGGGACUAUAUAACCACUCCACCACGACUGUGCAGGAGGAGAAGGAAGACAGCGAGUGAUACGAACUCACAAAAAGACGCUUAAAAGACACCAAGGGGGUAUUUAAAGGCAGAUGUGUUAAUACUCUAUAUGGACAUAAUUAUAUUAAAGUUUAUAUAGCCACACGAUCAUGUUGUAUAUUUAAUUUGGGCGGCUACUACUACUACUACUACUACUACUACUACUACUACUAC
This is a messenger RNA of Periophthalmus magnuspinnatus, 1173 nucleotides long. Its product is annotated as homeobox protein engrailed-1-B-like. Gene Ontology annotation, cellular component: nucleus. The coding region runs from base 184 to 999 and encodes 271 amino acids. The record is from RefSeq and is a predicted model, not a curated record. Gene Ontology annotation, molecular function: DNA-binding transcription factor activity, RNA polymerase II-specific; RNA polymerase II cis-regulatory region sequence-specific DNA binding. The transcript is spliced from 3 exons. Gene Ontology annotation, biological process: multicellular organism development; regulation of transcription by RNA polymerase II; neuron differentiation. NCBI's taxonomy places the organism in Eukaryota, Metazoa, Chordata, Actinopteri, Gobiiformes, Gobiidae.